This is a messenger RNA of Notodromas monacha, 876 nucleotides long. Lineage: Eukaryota; Metazoa; Arthropoda; Ostracoda; Podocopida; Cyprididae. The record is from the annotation of a GenBank genome assembly.
AUGUCACUGGCGGUCAAUCCGGAGAAAGGUGAAAUCAAAGUGAUGGAUACGUUUGAUUUGGCAGUGAUUUUGGCCGCAGUUCUUGGAAUUGCACUGAUUGUGAUAUCCUACUGGAGUUCAAAGAAAGAUAUCAAAGUCACUUGCAAACAAUUAUUGGAAAGAAUGGAUCAUAUUUUGUUUUUCGUUGACGACGACCGUUGGGGCGGUGGCGGCGGCGGUGAUUCCGGCGACUCUGGCAGCGACGGUGAAAUCCCUCUCGAAGACCUGGUGAACGUGCCUGAGGGGAAAAUCGGGGCCAAGAAACGCAAGAAGCUGGAGAUGAAGGCGGAAAAACGGGCCAUGCGCGAUGCGGAGUUUGCGGAACGAGAAGAACGGAAAGAGCGCGAAGAGAAAAAGCGUAUCGAGCAGGAGAAGAAGGCGAAGAAGGAACGAGAGGUUGAGAAGCAGAAAGAAGAGGAAGAACGAUUGCGAAAGGAGGAAGAAGCCCGUCGAGAGCAAGAAGAGUACGAACGCAUGAAAGCAGAUUUUGAAUUGGAGGAAGAAGGCUUUGAUGAAUCGGAUAAACAAGGGGAUUCCGAAGGGCUUCUCCAACGAUUUGUGAAUCACAUCAAGACGCAAAAAAUUGUACAACUUGAAGAUCUGGCGGCAGAAUUCAAAUUGAAGAUUCAAGACGUGAUUGACAGGAUUUCUGAGCUACAAAAAGAAGAAGUGCUGACCGGCGUGAUUGAUGACCGAGGGAAGUUUAUUUAUAUCACGGAAGAUGAACUAAAAGCAGUGGCAACUUUCAUCAGGCAACGAGGACGCGUCAGCAUUGCGGAAUUGGCAGAAAACAGCAGCAAAUUGAUUGGCUUUGCUCAGGAAACCGCCGCCUCCUGA